Amoebophrya sp. A25 is the source of this 4613-nucleotide messenger RNA. The record is from the annotation of a GenBank genome assembly. Lineage: Eukaryota; Dinophyceae; Syndiniales; Amoebophryaceae.
AAGGGGAAAAAGGGCCGAGGGAGGCUCUCGGGGAUGCACGUCGGUACCUCUGAUUAUACUACUACAAAGGGUGAAAAAGAUCGCAGCACUGGUUUUUCACCUAGAAGAACUCUACGCCGUGCCGCGUCUCAUCCUGAUUCCCAUCAUCAUAGGAUAACUUCUUCUUCCUCUACUCUUCAAAGGGAAAAUCGUCGUGCAGAGCCCACAGUAGACAAGCAGUUGUUCGGGGAACCUAUAAAGGAAUUGGGCAGUAAUCUGGGUCCAGUUGAUGUGACUGAUACCAGCGACUCGAACGAAAUCCUAGCUGCACAAGGAACCUUCAGUCUCAACUUCGUCGAUUUCGACUUUGCAAAUGUUUUCUCGGCACACGUGCGGAUGCUUUUAUUGGCGUUUGGUGGCGGAGUGUUAUUUUUAAGGAUCAUGUUAACGGAGUCUUAGUCUUUCAAAAAGACGAAGCGGUCAAUUUUUUUUUUUUAGGGUACUAUGAAGUCCAUGCUUAUCGUGUCGAGGCCUACUUGAUGUUACUCCUAUUCAGCUGCGAAAUCCAUCCAUGUAUCGUGAAAGACCCAUCUAAAACUGUCGGUCACCUUGGGAGCAGCAACGCAGGCUGCGGCUGGACGGAGAUUCCCAAGCUCUAAUAGAAUCGUAAUCACCGAGCAAGAAGUAGUGCAACAAGCGGGGUAUUAUACCUUAUGGAAAUAAACAUAAGUAAAAAGCAUAUUCAACAUAGCUGCAUUAGACGCAGAAAAAGAGGCAAAAUUCUGUCUACGAUUCCGAUAAUAACAAGUAGUACUAGUUGUAACUGAGUAGAUUCCAGAAGUGGAUUUACAUUUGUGAGAAACAAGAGGAAGCACAGCCUCUAUACCCAGGUCUCCAGCCACUAUACCCAGGAUCCUUCUCUUCUGUAUCACCUGGGAUCUUUGUCUACAUCAACUUCAACUACACUACAGCCUAGGUACCUAAACCCUAAGCCCUUUCUAAUCUCCUCUCCCGACAAUCGACCAAAAGAGGCAGCAGCUGAGCAGAUGGAUCAGGAUGGUACGCAAUUGCUACACGUGUUGGGACACGCAGGAAAGCCUAGAAAACGACGUCCAAGUAGUCCACAAGUAGCGUCGAUGGAUGGGACAUCUGCUCCACAACCUGAGGCAAAUAUUAAGGAGCAGACGAAAGAGGAUACGAAAGAACCUCCGGAUAAUGCUCCUUCAGCUGCUGCUGUAGUGCCGAAAGACCCAGUUGUUAGUAGCCCACCAGCAGAACAGAACAAGGAGAAUCCUGCUAGUAGUAGUGCACCUUCUACUUCUGCUGUAAUAAAACCGAACAAAACGACGACCUCUAGUCAGCCUAACAAGCCUGUGGCGGUUGUGGAGCAAAAAGACCAAGAAGUAGAACAAUCGAUUAGUACUACUCUACAACAACAACAGCAAGAACCUGUGGUGGCAGUAGGGACUGUCGUUGUCGGCACUGGUCCUCCAGCAGACAAGAGUGACGACGACAUCUUCGGUCAGAGCGUGACCAUGAAGAACGACAAUGCAACGGACCAAACCAACAUUGAAGAUAUGGGAAGUAGUAUGAGCAUGGGCGGAAGUAGUAUGGUCAUGGGUGGAACGAGUAUGGCCAUGGGCGGAAGUAGUAUGGUCAUGGGUGGAACGAGUAUGGCCAUGGGCGAAAGUAGUAUGGUCAUGGGCGAAAGUAGUAUGGUCAUGGGUGGAACGAGUAUGGCUAUGGGAGGUAGUGCUGCUUUGGGAGGCAGCAUGGCGCUGGGAAGCGGUAGUGCUGUGCAAAAACAGUUAUGCUGGGUGAAUUGCUUUUGCUGGUACGUACACGCUGCAUGUGCGUACAUGAUAAAGUAGAUAACUCGUUUUUUCCUUCGUGAAAAACAAUCGCUCACUACACUUUUUCGAUAAACCAUAUCUACUCAUAAAAAUUAUGCUAUUAAUAUUCAUAGUUUACUAGGGAAGUAAUCUACUCGAAGAUGCCCUUGCUUCUAAUCCUGCCAAAAGCAGAACCUCCGAAGACUACCGCCUCGAAUCAAAGCGUUGCUUUCGGUCAAACUAAGAGCUCUCGUGCUGGCCAGGAAAAAGAUGUUUCGUUUGCAGGCAGCAUGGCAAUUGUUAAGGGAGGUAAUGAUAACAGUGUCAUAAUUUCAGUAAAUGAUCAGUGUGGUCCAAGAGGGUUUCAACGGUGGAACUAGAUAAACUACAACUUCUACGGUGAAACUAGAUAAACAACUCGUUUUCGAGUGCUUUCCGAGAGUCUGUCAUAGAAUAUUUACAAUACUCCAGUACUCGUUUGCUAUGAGUAUGGCUAUGAUUCUGUACGCAACAUCCCUUGAUGUGAUGAAUGCAUCUUCCUUCCCAAUCCACCCAAGCUGCUCUAAGAUCAGAGGAGACCCUCAGUCCUCUUCGAAGAAUGCCAGCAUAGCAUUCGGUGGCAGUAGAGAUGAAGGUCCUCCCGUUUUCAAUAUGGAAGCUGAUGAUCAGGAAGCUAUCAGUGGUAGCUCUAGCAUGGUCAUUGGUGGCUCUAUGCAACCUGUGGACCUGGGUACUGAUGCUGGUGCCAUGAUGGGUAGUGCUGUGAUGGGCAGUGCCAUGCUAGGUAGUGCUGCUGCCUCAUCUACUGCAGAAGCUGCAGUACCUGGAGUUGUACCUGUUGUACCUGGAGUUACGUACUCGAAUACUCAAAAUAAGCAAGUAAUUAACACAAUAGCUGAGUAAGUAGAUGCCUUAAAUGAAGUAGACUUAGUUCUUUGAUGGGUUUAGGGUUGGCGCCUCGAGCCUGAUUCGUCCCGGACGGCGCGGCUGGGCCGUAGAGCCGCGGACGUCAAACCUUGGACCUUUGAUGAUCCUAGUCGAUAAGCCUUUUGUUCACCCUACUCCUUUACGUCUGCAAGGCAGUAGUUGAAGGCAACUACCAUCUCCUAGCUACCACCUACCUGUACUACAACUGUCACCUCUAAAAAUAACACAGCCCUCAAGACUACAGCCCCAGCACCUGUAUCCCUUUCUAGAUCUGCAGCGCGUCCUAGCAAUAUGCCAAAGACGCAGAAGAGCGGAAUCAGAAGACUGAGGACGCAUAGGAGUGGAAAUCAGACGCAGAAGAAAGCUGAAACUACUGAGGAAGCUGAAGUGACAAGCGAUGCAGCAGCAGCAACAGCAGAGAGUGAAUCGGGGAAGGCGGAUAAGAAAUCUGAAGCGACGAAAGACGUCAAGAAAGCUGCAGCGCCAAAGCCAAAAGCAGAUAUAGAGAAAACGAAUACUACUUCAAAGAAAGCUGUAUCAAAGGCAGAAAGAGAUGUAUCCACAGAAGCGCAGCGGCCUCCGAUAGCUGAAGUGACGACCGAUGCAGCAGCAGAGAGUGAAUCGGCGAAGGCGGAUAAGAAAUCUGAAGCGACGAAAGAAGUCAAGAAAGCUGCAGCGCCAAAGCCAAAAGCAGACAUAGAGAAAACGAAUACUACUUCAAAGAAAGCUGUAUCUUCAAAGAAAGCUGUAUCACAGGCAGAAAGAGAUGUAUCCACAGAAGCGCAGCGGCCUCCGAUAGCAGCAACGGAAGCAGCUAAAAAAGGUUAAGACACAUCAUUGUCAUUGCUUUUCGGUUACACUCGAGCUGUGUCCAUUUUUUCAUAUUCAAAAAUAUCGUAACAGUAAGACGAAAAUAACGUAACAGUGACUGUUUCAUAUAUUUCACCCAUUCAAAUGAUUUAGAUUUACUUCCCAUUCUUCAUAGCCAGGCAAGCGAGGAAUCUCUGCAAGAGGCAUCCCUGGAGGAGGCAAUGGGAGGCAGUAGGAUUCUUGGCGGCGCUGUAGAUCCAGCGGAGAAAGACGACGGCUUCGAGGAUAGCGAUGUCAGUGAUUUCGAAGAGUUAUGGCUCUUUCUUUGGUGCUCUAGUAGACGUAAAGGAGAUCAUGGUGCCCAUGUUCAGAAAUGUGAAUAAGAUUGCUACCGCUUUCUUGUUGUAGGAGCCUCCUUCCCACUAGGAGGUGACUACUUCUAGUCAAAAAGAAAGUUACCCCGUAGAUGCACACAUAAUAAUUGUUACUGACGCUAGGUGAUCGCCUUAUUAGACCGGAGAAGCUACAAUCCUUAUCCUUGAGGAUAUGCAUAACGUGGUACGUUGUGCAUAUGCCUGAGAAUAUUCUAGACCAUCGCAGCAGUACUACGAGGUUUAAUUAUAUCCUUAGAAUUUUUUGUAAGUACUAGUAGUACCACUUAAUAGAGUUAAAAAAACUACCCUUCUCCAUAAGACGGAGCGUCUAUUCAGCCCCUGGGUCAUCAAUUUGACGUGCAUGGUAUGGUAUCUGCGGAGAAGAAGGACGAAGACACGCAGAACCAAAAAAAGUGAAGAAUUGCCGAUGAUGUCAGUGAAGGGCGGAAGAACUAAAUUUCGACACAAGGGGGCCUUCUAGAAAAAAGAGGUGGAAAUCAAUGCUGGAUGUCACAAGAAGUGCUCAUGAUGUCACAAGAAGUGGAAAUCAAUGCCGAUGAUGUCAGUUAAUAGUCAAGUCAAGUUAUAUCUUAAUCUUUUUCGCGGAUUUCACAAGCAGUCGAGUCAAGUUAUGUCGUUUUCACAGACGGACCAUCGUGCCUUUCUUCUACUGCGCUCGUGUUCCACUGCC